Molecule: messenger RNA, 1696 nt
Organism: Eremomyces bilateralis CBS 781.70
Lineage: Eukaryota; Fungi; Ascomycota; Dothideomycetes; Eremomycetales; Eremomycetaceae
Product: amidohydrolase
Exons: 3
Coding region: 232-1533 (433 amino acids)
Molecular function (GO): hydrolase activity
Source: RefSeq, a predicted model, not a curated record
AAUUCACGCUGAUGAAGAAAGCUCACACGACCGGGGUUAAUACGGACCCGCAAUUCCAACCAUGAGGGUCUUACAUGCGGCUUACUGUAAGUACAGUAAUAAUUUACAUGAGAGUUGCUUCCCUCAAGUUGUAUCCUACUGCCAUCUACCUUGUGUAGAACCGCCUAGGACUUUAAGUCAUAAGGUAAACCGUAAGUAAAGCUGCAAUCACCGCCAUUGCGAUCUGCAAUUAUGGAUUUAAAUCGUCGAGUCGCCAGCUCUCUGACCGACCUACUUCUCGACGCACCGAUAAACACCGAGAAAUACGAGGCCCUCUACAAGCACUUCCACGCGCACCCCGAGCUCUCGAAUCUUGAGGCUGAAACUGCCAAAACGAUCGCAGUCCAACUAUCGCGUCUCCAGGCUUUCGACAUCACCACCAACAUUGGCGGCCAUGGCGUCGUCGGCGUGCUAAAAAAUGGCCCAGGGAAAACCAUCCUUCUCCGCGCCGACAUGGACGGCCUCCCAAUCUUGGAGGCAACAGGCCUUCCCUACGCUAGCACCGUCACCAUGCCCGACGUCGAGGGAGUCAUGCGGCCGGUGAUGCACGCGUGCGGCCAUGACAUGCACGUGACGUGUCUCCUCGCUGCCGCUGAAACGCUUCUCAAACUUAAACAGAUGUGGAGCGGGACGUUAAUUGUGCUGUUCCAGCCUGCGGAAGAGCGUGGCACUGGAGCGAAGGCGAUGGUAGAUGAUGGCCUGUAUGGUAAGCACCAGAUCCCGGUGCCCGACUUUGUACUCGGCCAGCAUGUAAUGGCAAUGCGGGCGGGGAGUGUGGGAUCGAAAAUGGGAACGAUUAUGGCGGGGGCGGAUAGUAUGAAAAUUACGCUAUUUGGGGUUGGUGGUCAUGGGUCGCAGCCACAUCGGACGAUUGACCCUGCUGUCCUGGCAGCUCACGUUGUAGUACGCCUCCAGACUGUCAUCAGUAGAGAAAUCAAUCCAAGCGAUACUUCCGUUCUGACGGUUGGGAGCUUGCAAGCCGGUCAGACCGAGAACAUCAUCGCCGACUCGGCGGAAAUUGGUGUCGACAUACGCAGCGUGCGGCCGGAAACCCGCGAGAAACUUCUGGCCUCAAUUCGGCGCAUCGUCAAGGCUGAAUGCGAAGCAAGCGGUUCGACGGUUGCUCCCGUAUUCAGAAUGACUCGGCACCUGCCAAACACCGUGAAUGACGAGUCGAUGAUGAAAACGCUCGUGAAGAGCUUCAGGGAGUAUUUUGAAGACGACUUUGAUGCAAAUAUACCCACUACGACUAUUUCGGAGGAUUUUUCGGUCCUCGCAACAUCGCAGGGUCGGCCGUGUGCGUUUUGGCAUUGGGGAGGAAUAGAGGAAGCCCUGUGGGAUCAGAGGCGGAAAGAGGGGAGAAUUGAUGAUAUUCCUGCCAACCAUACGGCGAGAUUUGCGCCGGUGAUACAACCUACGAUGCAAACGGGUAUUCAUGCUCUCUGUGUUGCUGCUCUUGCUUUCUUUGACGAGAAGUUGCAAUACAGAAUAUAGAGGAUUUAACGACUAGGUACGGAAUAAAGUCGAAGAUAGGCAAUACUCUGGGGGCUUGGUGGCGCUAAACACGAAAGGAGGGGCGCUAAACCGGAAUGGGGAAAGGGGGGAAUUUCCCAUGACCCGUCAGCUCGAUUUCCAAAUAGACCGAAUAGCCCGGUCU